Molecule: messenger RNA, 1708 nt
Organism: Tripterygium wilfordii
Lineage: Eukaryota; Viridiplantae; Streptophyta; Magnoliopsida; Celastrales; Celastraceae
Product: serine/threonine-protein kinase AtPK2/AtPK19-like
Exons: 6
Coding region: 296-1588 (430 amino acids)
Biological process (GO): protein phosphorylation
Molecular function (GO): protein serine/threonine kinase activity; ATP binding
Source: RefSeq, a predicted model, not a curated record
UUGCUCUUAAUAGACGUGGGCUGAUGGCUCCUUCCUUGAUUGAUAAUUGUCACGGCGAUAAGAGCCAACUUCGCAAAACAUCUGGAAUCGGUUAUGCUUUCCUUUUUCCCAGUUCCGCACUUUCUCCGGUUACCAAUAAAUCAAUUUUGAUUAUCGAUCCUUGCCUCUAAAUCACUCUCUGCAACUGAUUCAGCAAUCAGCACUCCCCACUUUCUCUAAGCUAUGUAAUCGGUGCUUUGACUGACGGCCAAGCUUUAUCGGCCGCCUCUUCAAGUCUUCAUCAUCAUCAUUUGCCAUGGCUUCCACUUCCACAUCCACAUCCACAUCUAAGAAGAAAAACCUUCAUUCCCUUGUAGUUACUAACCUAAGCAAGCUCACAGUAACACUUCCAUCCUCCUCCUCUUCUGACUUGGAUCAACUUUUUAGUCCUAACCAAUCACCAUCACCAUCACCAUCUCCACAGGUGAUUCACAGUCGCUCCCAUUCUUUCGUGGGACCCUCCCCACGCUUCGUCCCUCCUUCCUCCUCCUCGUGCUUCCACGAUGUCAUCCAAGAAUCUGAGUCUGAGAGCGAAAUUGAAAGCAAGAUCGGGGUAGGUGAUUUUGAGAUACUGAGAGUGGUGGGACAGGGGGCUUUUGGAAAGGUGUUUCAGGUGAGAAAGAAAGGGGAUCGUGAUGAUGAUGGGAUUUAUGCGAUGAAAGUGAUGAGGAAGGACACAAUUAUCAAGAAAAAUCAAGUCGAUUAUAUGAAGGCUGAGAGGGAUAUUCUCACCAAAGUUUUGCAUCCCUUUAUUGUUCAGCUGCGUUACUCUUUUCAGACGAAGUCUAAGCUUUAUCUAGUCCUAGAUUUUAUAAAUGGAGGGCAUCUGUUUUUUCAUCUGUGCAGGCAGGGGAUCUUUAGUGAGGAUCAAGCAAGGUUUUAUGCUGCCGAGAUAGUAUCUGCUGUUUCGCAUCUUCACAAGUGCGGGAUUGUGCAUCGUGAUCUUAAACCUGAAAACAUUCUAAUGGAUGCUGAUGGGCAUGUUAUGCUAACUGAUUUUGGGUUGGCAAAAGAAAUUGACGAAUCAAGUAGGUCAAAUUCAUUCUGUGGGACUACAGAAUACAUUGCUCCAGAAAUUUUACUGGCUAAAGGCCACAACAAAGAAGCAGAUUGGUGGAGUGUUGGGAUACUGUUGUACGAAAUGCUAACCGGACAGCCACCAUAUACACAUGCUAAUCGACAGAAGCUUCAGCAGAGAAUAAUCAAAGAGAAAGUGAAACUUCCACCAUACCUUAGCAGUGAAGCUCAUUCUUUACUUAAAGGAUUACUGCAAAAGGAGCCACCAAGAAGGCUAGGCAGUGGUCCUAGUGGAGGAGACGAGAUCAAAAGUCAUAAAUGGUUUCGGUCAAUCAACUGGAUUAAAUUGGAGGCAAGAGAGCUUCAACCGAAGUUCAUGCCAGAUGUGAGUGGAAAAGACUGUACAGAAAAUUUUGACCGCUGCUGGACAACAAUGCCUCCACAUGAUUCCCCAGCUCCCACACCAACAGCUGGUCAACAUUUCCAAGGGUAUACUUACAUUGCACCUAAUCCCUGGCUUUCCUCUGGGUAGUAUUUAUAUGUAAGAUAAUGAAACCAGCAAUAUGUAAAUAUGCCUCUCCGAAUAAAUAAAUUCUUCCUGGUCAAUUGUUUAAAUUCAAUUGAAUCAAUAGCUUAACUAAUUUUUCAUGUA